Molecule: messenger RNA, 2013 nt
Organism: Anopheles nili
Lineage: Eukaryota; Metazoa; Arthropoda; Insecta; Diptera; Culicidae
Gene: Stip1
Product: stress-induced-phosphoprotein 1
Exons: 2
Coding region: 353-1345 (330 amino acids)
Molecular function (GO): Hsp90 protein binding
Source: RefSeq, a predicted model, not a curated record
GUGUAUUAUUUGUGCGAAUAAAAGCGAAUUUCGCGUAUUCCCAGCUGCAGAUGCAGAUUCGACCCAAAAUUCGUAUCUAAGAAAGUGUCGGUGCGCAAUAUUUUUUACUCGCUAAAGAAAACCCCCCGUGCGGCUAGAACAAACACUACGGUAGAAACGCACACAAAGCGGUACGAAGACGCAGAGCGUGUGUGUUUUUUUUCUAGAAGGAGUGGUACAUUCUCGAUUCUUCCUUGCGAUCGAGACGUUUCUUUUCCGGCCGGGUACUUCAUUCCGCGAAUUUCCUUGCAACUAGGCGCGUUUCCGUUCCGUGCUCGUAUCGUAUCGAUUAGUUCAAAAAGGCGUACACACAAUGGCCACCAAAGAAGAGAAUCUGUCGGAAAGCAAGAAAUUGGCACUGAAAGAAAAGGAUCUCGGCAAUGCGGCAUAUAAAAAGAAGGACUUCGAAACGGCACUGCAACAUUAUCGCGCGGCCCUGACGCAUGACCCAACGGACAUAACAUUCCACAACAACAUCUCGGCGGUAUACUUCGAGCAGAAGCAGUUCCAAAAGUGCAUCGAAGAGUGCGAAAAAGCCGUCGAGGUCGGGCGUGAGAACCGAGCGGACUACAAGCUCAUCGCGAAGGCGUUCACCCGCACGGGCAAUGCGUACCGCAAGCUGGAGGACUACAAAUCCGCCAAAACCUACUUCGAGAAGUCCCUGUCGGAGCACCGGACGCCCGAGGUGAAGUCGCUGCUCAGUGACACGGAGAAGAAAAUCAAGGAAAUGGAAAGACUAGCCUACAUCGAUCCGGCCAAGGCGGAAGAGGAAAAAGAGCAGGGUAACGAGUAUUUCAAGAAGGGCGACUACAGCGCGGCCGUGAAGCACUACUCCGAGGCGAUCAUGCGUAAUCCGGACGAUGCCAAACUGUACAGCAACCGGGCGGCCUGCUACACCAAACUGGCCGCGUUCGAUUUGGGACUGAAGGAUUGCGAGACGUGCUGCCGAUUGGACGAGACCUUCAUCAAGGGCUGGAUUCGCAAGGGCAAGAUCCUGCAGGUGAUGCAGAAGUCGUCGGAAGCGCUCACUGCCUACCAGAAAGCCUUAGAGAUCGACCCGAACAAUGCGGAAGCGCUGGAGGGCUACCGGGCGUGCACGAUGGCCGUCCAUUCCGACCCGAAGGAGGUAUGGAAGAAAGCCAUGCACGACCCGGAAGUGCAACAGAUCCUGAAGGACCCGGCGAUGCGCGUCAUCUUAGAGCAGAUGCAAAACGACCCGAAGGCGGUACAAGAACAUCUCAAAAACCCACAAGUAGCUUCCAAAAUUCAGAAACUUCUGGAGUCCGGAAUCAUUCAAAUCUACUGAACGCGCGCGCUCAUCUAAUGCAUGCACCGUGUGGGACAUUAGGCAACACGACACACGGAACAGCUCCCUUCUAUCUACCAGCAGAAAAAUAUCCUAGACGUUAAGCGAGCGAGAGAACGAGAAAGAGAGAGCGAGAGAGAGAGGAAAAAAGCGUGAAGGUUAAAAGGUAGUGUUUCUCGGAAGUGAAUUGAACACAAAAUGCACCGCUUUCCCGGCCCGGCCUGCUUUGCUUUGUCACGGAGCCAGUUGAAUGUUUACGAGUUCGUUUGAUUUCCCAGCCUAAGGCUCAAUAUUUAUCCUUAUCCUCAACUCGCCAUUGAUCUUUCUGUUGACGCGUAGUGCAAAAAGAAAAUGUUUCACGUAUGAUGAUGCUUGGCAGGUCACCACUACCGGAACUCGACCGUACUAUCGUAACGCAUCCAGAAUUGCCUAGGAACAACUGUUAAGAAUCCGACUAAGCUAGUGUACGUAAGCAUUACUAGUAGUUCAGUAGCCGUAAAACAAUAUAGGGAGUGCGUGUGAGAGAGUGUGUGUGGCUGAGCAGUAAUACGAAAAUAUUAAGUGAUUUAACAAGCGAAGUAACGGAAAAUAAAAUAUUUCUACAACUGAAUAACUGCGCCUCAUCGCAUCGGUCUGGUGUUUUUUUUUAUUUCGUCACGUCUUAUGGU